CGACAUUUCAAACACUUACUUCAUUUCCGCUUUCACAAGGGAACUAAAAUACUUAUCUGAGAGAGAUAUUCGUAGAAAGAAUACAUACUCCAAAUGUCAGACAAAAAUGAAGAUAAAGAACAGGAGAAUAAUUCUUCAGCUUCUGUUUUAUCCGAUAUCAGUAUAUUAAAUAUUGCUAAAGCAUUGACUGAAAAUGAUGUAAGAGCCUUUUUAUUAUUGAAUAUACCAUUGACAACAUGUGUUAAUAAUUAUGAAGAAAUGCGUACAUUCAAUCAACGUGAAGCUGCUUUUAAACAAAAAACCCUUAUGCAAUGGAAAAAAUUACGUGAAUCAGUAAAAGAUGAUGUUAAAAUUGCUGAAUUAGAAUAUGCCCUAAGACAAUCAGAUCAUAAAGAAUUGGCUGAUAUACUUGUUGAACGUAAUCGUAUGAAUUUAGAGAUUACACGUGAUCUUUUACAGAAAUAACUUAACUGUCUCCUUCUUUUUUUUGUACACUAUUUGACUUUUACUUACUUUAUCUUCAUUCAGAGUUGUAAUUUUUAAAAGAUGCGCCUACUUUCUAUCUAUUCAUACUAUUCUCAAGUUGUUCAAUGAUAUUUUUUGUUUGAAGUCAUUCUGAUUCAUAUCAAAAGUGUGUGUAAUCGUUAUAUGUGCAUCAUAUUGACUAACACUCUAAUCUUGCCAAUAUAUAAUUGGAAACAAGCUCUAGUGCUUUAGAACUCUGAAGUGAACUUCAUUGAAGUGUGAAUAAUAUUUUGUCAGGUCAUGAAUAGUUUGUUUAAGAAAUUACCUUUUUUGGAGACGCUUUUAUGCUGCUAAAUGUUUGUGGAUAAUGAAUUUUAUGUACUUUAUAAAAGUAAUAAACAUUCUACUUGUUUUUAUGCUUGAA
Messenger RNA from Heterobilharzia americana, 889 nucleotides. The record is from the annotation of a GenBank genome assembly. NCBI's taxonomy places the organism in Eukaryota, Metazoa, Platyhelminthes, Trematoda, Strigeidida, Schistosomatidae.